UUUUUUUUCUUGCCCUGCUGGCUUUUCUGUCUUCUGCGAUACAUUUUACUCAAAAUAAGAGGGGGGGAUCCGCCACUGAAUUAUUUACGAAACAUUUUCAACCAACUUUAAAUUUUCUUUCUUUUCUUGAUCAGAUCCUUGAUCUUUGCUGAUAAGAAAGGAUGUCUCUGCAGCCGUUUAAGGACGAGGAGUUAAACUAUUUCAAGUUGGCUUCUAUUGUACUGAAUGAAUUCCCCAAGGCUUUACGCCAAAAGUUCAGAUCCAUGUGGGACAACACCUUUGGACACCUCCGUGGUUUCCAACGCUGGGAUGACUCCAUUGCGGUAAGAAAUCUGUUUCUUAGUGCAGAAGGUGGCAGGACCAAAGUUCCCACAAAUCUCUCUUACGAGGAAUGGGAUUGCACAGCCUUGUUCCAGGCCACUAUUUACGCGCGGUCCUUCGCUUUGCCUGACAGCGCUGGUCACCACAAGACACUCAGUGAUCUCUAUGUGAAGCCUCAUAAGUUGGCCCAUGGGAGUUUCCAUGUAUCUGUGGUGAGUCCGGGUGGAAAUGACGCUGAGACAUUUGCACUUGCAAUUGAUCAACUUCGACUGCUAAGAAAUUCGCUUUGUCACUCAACCAGCUCUGAAAUAGUCAAAGCAACAUUUGAUCUAUACGUACAACAUGCCAAAGAUGCAUUCAAAGCUCUUGAAGUCAAGACAGAUCCCAUAGAUGUCAUUGGUGGUUUGACCGAGUCGGACUUUCCCAUAAAAAAAGGUCUCAAGUUGGAGGAAGCCAUAAAAGAGGAAAGGCGAGCAUACAUCAAGUUUCUGGAGGACGUAAGCUCAGAUAUCGACGAGAUAAGAGAGCUAUUAACUGAAAUGAAGGCAGUCAAUGCAAAUAAAGAAGACAUCUCCCGGUUGGAACAAAGGAUCAACGAUCUGAGUGAAGUUCUAGCUCAAGACAAGCCAGGUUCAAGGCCAUCUCUGCCAAAAUCAUGUCUUCCACCAAAGGUUCCACACUUUACUGGCCGCCAGAGGGAGUGUGAAGAAAUCGCUGGUCACGUGGCUUCUGGAUCCACGCAAAUCGUGUCGAUCUGGGGUUCACCCGGAUUCGGAAAAACGUCGGUUGCAAUCGCCGCGGGACAUCAUCUUCAUUCUCAGGGAUUGCCAGUGUACUACCUAUCCCUACGAGGGCUUCAGUCAACAGCUGAUCUGGCAUCAAAGCUUCUUAGUCUUUUCGGACGACCUGUCGCAAGUGAACAAGAAAACCAACAGCAUCCUUCAAUUAAUGAUGAACUUUCCCGUCUUUUAAGCGAAUUGUCAGCACCCUUUACAGUAAUUCUGGAUAAUGCUGAUGAGUUAUUAAGUGAAAGGCCAAAAGUGAAAGAGGAUUUCACACAUUUCCUCGCAGACAUUCUCAGACGAAACGAGAGAGUGACAUUCGUUAUAACUACAAGGGAAUCUUUAGAAUUCAUGAAUGUGCAGUUCCAAGGCCACCAGGGAAUGAGAAUAAGUCCAUUAGAUGAACCU
This is a messenger RNA of Orbicella faveolata, 1511 nucleotides long. RefSeq lists its product as uncharacterized. Gene Ontology annotation, molecular function: ATP hydrolysis activity. The record is from RefSeq and is a predicted model, not a curated record. Lineage: Eukaryota; Metazoa; Cnidaria; Anthozoa; Scleractinia; Merulinidae.